Molecule: messenger RNA, 1189 nt
Organism: Corylus avellana
Lineage: Eukaryota; Viridiplantae; Streptophyta; Magnoliopsida; Fagales; Betulaceae
Source: RefSeq, a predicted model, not a curated record
GGCAAACUGACCUGGGACUUACCAACUCCACCUUAUUCGCGUAGUAACCCAAUCUUGACCGUCCAAUCAUCCAAAUCCCUGCCUCCACAUGAUUAUUAUUUUAGUUAUCCAAUUUAUAUAGGACUCCAACACUACCAUUACAUAAGCCACAACAAGACCCAGAUCGAAGAAAUUUCUAUUGUUGGCUUCUACGCAAUUCCGAUUCCAAUUCCUUUCAUCGGAAUGGCUUCCUCGUCGGCUCUGCGCAUUCCUCACUGCGUUUCAAAUCUCCGGGUAUUAUUGGAUAACAAUCCUGCGAAUCAGAGUGUUAGACGACCAUGUUCGUUGACGAUCCGCAACCCAAAAGGAAGAAGAGAGUCGGUGAAGAUGGCGGCCGCGACUGCCAGUUUUUCGAACAAAUUAGAGCCUCUGAGAAGUUGCGGGAAAAGCGCGACUGUUGCCGGAGAAAAGCUGGACGAGUGGAUGCGAGAAUCGGUGGUGGACAUCGUGAAGAACCUACGCGAGGCGCCGCUGUUGGUGCAGGUGUUCAAAGAGGAUGCCAAGAAUAAAGAGAAAGGCGGCGCGGCGGCGAGGAUGGAGACGGAGAAGGCGGUGGCGGAGGAGGAUUGGUUGGCGAAGAAGGGAAAGUGGGAGAGCGGAGAGGCUCCGUUGCCGCAGGGGGUUAUAUUCGUGGAAGAGCUGGGAGAAGAGGAAGAGGAGGGCGAGAGAUCAUCGGAGAGUGAGUCGACGACGCGGGCGUGGGGGAUAGUGGUGCAGGGGAGAGGCGCGGAGUGUGGACCCGCGUGCUAUCUGUUGAAGACGAGCAGGGUGAGGGCGUUGGGCUCAUUGUGUAGCACCCACUUUUGUUUGGUGAGGGUUAAGGGCUUCCGGGAAACGGCGGCGUCUCAGCUCAAGAAUUGUUGGUUGUUGCAGCGUCUCACCUCAGAAGGGUAUUGAUCGGUCAUCGGCCGGUGCAUAGAUUUUUUUCUUUUUCAUUUUUUUUUGUAAAUUUCAACAAAUAUUUUUUGCAAUUCGGAUUAAUAUCUUCGAUCCAUAUUGAUUCCUUAUUUUGGAUUGCUUUAUGGUGUUGGGCUUUAACAAAUGACGAGUUGUUGCUCGCGCUCGGUCCAGCAAGGGUUAUUAUAUGUGAUGGGCUAUGCCUAAACCUUUUACUAAAUAGUAUUAUGGUUAUACAUGAAAAAUUAGACCA